UUUGGAUCAUAAUUUAAAGCCCAAAAUUAUCACUCGCCUGAUCAAAAUUUUCAAAAUCUACGCAAAUUGCGGAAAAAAUCGUGGGAUUUUGAAUUCGCAAUUUGGAUUUGCUAUACCAACAUCUCCAGUAGCUGAUUCGUCUUGCAAUAAUGACUGAGUAUUGGGUUAGUCAGGGAAAAAAAUGGUGUGAUUUGUGCAAAAUCUUCAUAUCCAAUAAUCCUUCAAGCAUCAAGAAUCAUGAGCUUGGCACACGACACAAAGAUAAUGUCACCAAGAGGUUGUCUAACAUGAGAGAAGAGAAAGUUGCUAAAGAUAAAGAAAAAAAGGAAACUGCCCGUGUUCUCACCAAAAUUGAAGAGAAAGCGAGUCUUAGUUAUCAAAAGGACAUAUCAACUUUUCAGAAGGCUAGAGAUACUAAUGCAAAUUCAUUAGGUGGUAUUGGAGGGAUAGAUGAUGGCUCUACAAUGUCUGGAGAGUGGGAGCAUGACACCACAUCCGGUUAUUACUACAACCAAACUAACGCUUGUUAUUACGAUCCAAAUUCUGGCUUCUACUACACUGAUGCUUUAGGUAAGUGGGUAACACUGCAAGAAGCUCUUGCUGCUGCACCCAAACUUUCUUCUGGACCCAUACAAAAGAAACCCAAUUUUGCCACGUCAUCAUCAUCAUCAUCCUUGCCUUCCAAAACUCAACCCCCAACACAAUCUGCUAACAGGCCAUCAUCUCUUUACAUAAACAAAAGAAAACGACCAGAUUAUUCCAAGCCAAAAAUUGUGUCCCAAGAGGAAGCCGCUGCCCUCAAGGCACGUGAGGCGGCAAGAAAGAGAGUCCAGGAGCGAGAGAAAUCCUCACUCGGUCUUUAUAAGCACUGAUGUACUUACUGUGUUAUUCUGUCAUGUCCUGUUCUGUGUGUCAUGUUCAGAUAGAUAAACCGGGUAUUUUUUUUUUUUUAAGUCAUACAACAC
Lactuca virosa is the source of this 965-nucleotide messenger RNA. Lineage: Eukaryota; Viridiplantae; Streptophyta; Magnoliopsida; Asterales; Asteraceae. The record is from the annotation of a GenBank genome assembly.